Messenger RNA from Trichosporon asahii var. asahii CBS 2479, 2205 nucleotides. RefSeq names its product peroxisome targeting sequence binding protein. The transcript has 2 exons. Gene Ontology annotation, biological process: protein import into peroxisome matrix, docking. The record is from RefSeq and is a predicted model, not a curated record. Gene Ontology annotation, cellular component: cytosol; peroxisomal membrane. The coding region runs from base 1 to 2205 and encodes 734 amino acids. NCBI's taxonomy places the organism in Eukaryota, Fungi, Basidiomycota, Tremellomycetes, Trichosporonales, Trichosporonaceae. Gene Ontology annotation, molecular function: protein binding.
AUGAGCAACUUCCUCGGCGGUAGCGCCGUCGAGUGCGGCCCGAGCAACGCUCUCAAAGACGUCGGAGCUCUUGUCGAGAGGGAUUACGGCGCUCAGCGUGACCGCUAUGCACCGACCGCUGGACCCAGCGCGGGCCCCAGUGCCUUCCGAUCUCGACCACAGCAGCAGCAAGCUGGUCCGGCACCGAACCAAGCGUUCGAUCUGUCGCAGCUGCGUUCGCAUCUCCCUGCCCAGCCUCAGCAGCCCGUGCACUACGCCCCUCAGCACGCUAACCAGUCCCAAGCUGGUCCCGCGCUUGCUCCCCAAGGUCACGCUGGCCAGAACUGGGCUGACGGCUUCACCGCCGACAAGGGCAAGUCUCGCGAAUGGGGCAACGAGUUUGAGACGUCGCGCGGAUCGCCUCUGCAAGCUACGCCGAGAACGGCGUCGCCUUCCGUUGCGCCUUGGCAGCGCCAGAACGUCGUCUCCCCCGGUCCGAGCAUGUACCACUCGCCCAUGCCGUACCAGCCGAUGUUCCAGCAGACGACCCACCAGCACAUGAUGCACCAGUACCAGCCUGCGCCCCAGCGCAUGCGGGAACCCACGCACGCCCCACCCCCGAUCCCCCAAGAAAAGCAAGCCACCCAGUCGCCCGACAUCGUUAAGGCCUAUGAAGCCGAACUGGUGGAGGAGCGACAAGAAUUCGAGUCCCGAGCCGACAUUCCCCAAGACGAACUGGCGCGAACGGCUCAGGCUCUCGUUGAUCAACUGAAGGAGGAGAACCUGAUGAAGUCGGACCCGAAGCUCGCCAACUCGGAAUUCGUUCGACUUCUGCGCGGCCUCGGCAGCGGCGAUAUCAAGGUCCAGGAGGGCGAUCAGAAUGCCGUCGGUGAUGAGGUCGUCGGCGAUGGCGCCAAGUUUGUGAACUCGGCCGGCGCCGACUGGGCGGCCGACUUCAUGUCCACCGAAGACUUUGGCAAGAGUGCAAGCGAAGCUGGUCUGCAGCAAACGUGGGAGCGCGGCGUCCAGGACAACAUUGCGAUGCGCGAAGGCAUGGGUGCGACCCAACAGCGACGGAAGAGCGUCCACUUCGACGAGGACAAACCCAUGGUGGCGGACACGCAUGUCGCUGGCGCCGGCCAGGACUGGGAGGAGCAGCUGGACGACGACGACUUUGACACCGAGCUCCUGCGACACUUCAACGGUGGACCGCGCGUGCACGAGACGCAGCCGACUAUCGCCGAGACGCAGCAGAACGAGAUGUGGGAGCACGCCGAGACGGACUGGGACGAGAUGAUCCGCCAGCACUCGCAACCCCCAGCUCCGGAGGAGUACCUUUUCCACCGCUCGAACCCGUACGCGAAUGGUGGCCCAAUCGUGCGCGAGAUGUCCCCGACGACGAUGGGCGUGCUCGAGCUCGAGGCUGCCGUGCAGCAGAGCCCGCGCGACGGAUCCGCCUGGCUCGCCCUCGGCCUGAAGCAACAGGAGAAUGAGCGCGACGACGCCGCCAUCCGCGCCCUCGCCCGCGCCGUCCAGCUGGAGCCCGACAUGCGCAGCGCCUACCUCGCCCUUGCGGUUAGCUACACCAACGAGGCCCGUGACGAGCUAGCCAUGUCCGCGCUGGAGAAGUGGAUCGAGCUCGGUGGUGGCGGUGUCAACGAGACCCCCGGCCUUACGGUCCAGGAGCGCCAGGGCCGCAUCAUCGAGCGCCUGAUCGACAUUGCCCGCCAGCGUCCCGACGACCUCGACCCCGACGUUCAGGUCGCCCUUGGUGUCCUCUUCAACUCGUCCGAGGAGUACCACAAGGCGGAGGACUGCUUUACUGCCGCCCUUGAGGCGCGUCCUGACGACUGGGUGCUGUACAACCGCCUGGGCGCCACUCUGGCGAACAGCGGCCGCUCGCACGAGGCGAUCAAGUUCUACCAUCGCGCACUCGCCCUGCACCCCAACUUUGUCCGCGCGCAGUUCAACCUCGGCAUUUCCUACAUCAACCUGGCGCAGUACCGCCUGGCGGCCCAGUGCAUCCUGGACGCGAUCCGCCUGCAACACGCGGACAUCACCGAGGGCUACGGCGAGGGAUACGGCGAGGGUGUUCCCUCCGUCAAGGGCGUCACGAGCGAUGCGCUCUGGAGCACGCUUCGCAUGGCGUGUCUCCACCUCCAGCGCCCCGACUACGUCACCGCGGCUAACAACCAUGACCUCAGUGGAUUCCCGCUCGAGCUGUAG